Messenger RNA from Durusdinium trenchii, 833 nucleotides. The record is from the annotation of a GenBank genome assembly. Lineage: Eukaryota; Dinophyceae; Suessiales; Symbiodiniaceae.
UCGCCAUCUAACUGCAAUGCACCACGCAUGCACCUCCAUGCCGUGAGACGCCACCUGCGCGUGUGACCGGUUGGACCUCUCUCCAUGGCGGGCCGCUAUUUCCUGCGGUGCGCCUCGCUGGAGGAGGCUCCUCCAGUGCCAGAGGUCGAAGAGCUUGAGCCGACCAAGUCAGGUCGGAAGAACCUGGGCGUUGAAGGUAAAAUGGGUACAUGAAGACGACACGAAGUCGGUGGACGUUGACCACCAGUGAGCUGGAUCGAGGUCGAUUUGGACACUUCAUUCCCAGGUCUUUCUUUGCCCGAGAUGAUCGAAGUUUCGGGAAGCUCGGCCUUCGCCGCCUAUCCCGCGCUCUCCCCACGUUCCGGGAUGAUGAAGCGGAAGGACGGAGAUCAUUUGGGCAUCAAUGGGGUCUAUGCUCUUCGCGAGCGAUCUCACAAUGGAGCUCCAUGCUGGGUGCAGGUUCAGCCGCCGAGUGGCUCCACAGAGGUGUGGCACAUCUUUCGCGCCGCCGAUGGGCUCUCGUGGGUCAUCGACUCCGAGUUACACGAAGCUGAUCCGGACACUCCCGUGGCAGCACGUCUUCACUCUGACGCUCCGGUGGACCCGAGCUCUGCUGAAGGUCCAUGGGUGCCAAUCUCAGCGCUAAGACUGCGGCCCUUCAGCUGAUUGUGAGGCCUUAGGAGCCUUUUCGAAGGACCCGAUGGACUUCCAGACCGCGGUUCAGCUGGCGGUUUCCACACGUGACGGUGUCAAAGCUGAUCACACAACGCCGCUCAAGAAGUUUGCGGUGUCAAGACGGGCGCCAGGAGCUGAAGAACUUUGUUUCGGAAAAA